AUGACUGUCCAGAAACUGGUAGCCACAGCUGUGUUGGUAGCCCUGGUCUCACUUAUUCUUAACAAUGCAGCUGCCUUUACUCCCAAUUGGGUAUACCAGACCCUGGAGGAUGGGCGUAAGCGCAGUGUGGGGCUGUGGAAGAUGUGCUGGCUGGCAGAGAAGGGAAGAGGAGGUGCAGGCACGGGCACCAGACAUGGGCAAGGGGAGGAGCGAGAGUGUGAAUCCCUGGGCUGGGGUUCAGAGUCAGCCGGGUUCCAGGAAUCUCGUAGCACUGUCAAACUGCAGUUUGACAUGAUGCGGGCCUGUAACCUAAUCGCUACCGUCGCCUUGACUGCUGGUCAGCUCAUUUUCGUCUUGGGCCUAGUGGAACUGCCUGUUAUUUCACAGGAUGUCCAGUGGUGGGAGGAAGCCAUAGCUGCUGUGUUCCAACUUGCCAGUUUUGUUCUGGUCAUUGGAUUGGUAACUUUCUACCGUAUAGGGCCCUACACCAACCUGUCCUGGUCUUGCUACCUGAACAUUGGGGCCUGCCUCCUGGCCACACUGGCAGCCGCUAUUCUCAUAUGGAACAUCCUUCACAGGCGGGAGGACUGCAUGGCGCCUCGGGUCAUUGUCAUUAGCCGUACCCUGACUGCUCACUUCCGCCGGGGGCUGGAGAACGACUAUGUUGAGUCACCAUGCUGA
Messenger RNA from Emys orbicularis (European pond turtle), 681 nucleotides. RefSeq names its product transmembrane protein 204 (gene TMEM204). Gene Ontology annotation, biological process: smooth muscle cell differentiation; regulation of vascular endothelial growth factor receptor signaling pathway; lymph vessel development. Gene Ontology annotation, cellular component: plasma membrane. The coding region runs from base 1 to 681 and encodes 226 amino acids. Lineage: Eukaryota; Metazoa; Chordata; Testudines; Emydidae. The record is from RefSeq and is a predicted model, not a curated record. The transcript has 3 exons.